GCCGCAGCCGACGACGUCGUUCUUAUCAAUAUUCAUCGUAGUAAUGUAAACUGUAGUAUUGUACAUUUGUACGCACUAGGCGCAGAGAGUGCGUCCGAAGUUCGAACUAUACGGAAAACAUUAUUACUGCGAUACACCACCUCCUAUUUUACCAAUAUCACGACGAAAUAUUUUAAGCCUUUUAUUUAAAUCAUUAGCGUUUGUUAGUAUCGUUAUUUGAGUAUCCUGCGGGAAGGAAGUACACCGCGAUUACGAUAGUUACGUUCGAUCCGUUUUUGGCUGUUGUAGUCCGCGGACCCGUCACCUGUCGACGAUCGUCGCGGUAUAUUGUACGCACGCGCGCUCGACGUUUGAUUAUUAAAUGCGUUUGCCGAUAUCGUCUGAUCUUUGCUCGGCGUCUGGACGGCGACUCAAGUGACAACACCAACUGUGACAUUUCCAUCGACGGCGUAAGACAGCUCUCGAGUACUCGCGAAUCACUCGAUUUUGUUCCUAGUCGAACGUCCGUCCGCCCGCCUACUCUAAUCCGGCUCCUCGACUUGAACACCCCCUGUGAAACGGAGUCAGCGAUCGACGUCCGUGUACACUAUGCUUUCUGACGAGUUUGAUGUGGAAGAAAACAAUUCCCAGAGUGAUAUAUUAAACGAAGGGAGCAACUCUGAGAAUGUCGAUUUAAGCGAUAAUUCUCUUCAAGUUGUUAUUUCUGACGCUCUCAGUGAAAAGGACAGGGUCAAAUUCACUGUUUUGUCAAAGACAACAUUACCAGAUUUUCAAAGAUCAGAAUUUUCAGUUGUACGUCAGCAUGAAGAAUUUAUCUGGUUACACGAUCAGUUUGAAGAAAAUGAGGACUACGCUGGGUUUAUUAUUCCACCUGCCCCACCACGUCCAGAUUUUGAUUCUUCGAGAGAAAAGUUACAAAAAUUAGGAGAAGGUGAAGGUACAAUGACCAAAGAAGAAUUUUUGAAAAUGAAAAAAGAAUUAGAAGCUGAGUACUUAGCCACAUUUAAAAAGACUGUUGCCAUGCACGAAAUGUUCCUUUCAAGACUAGCUCAACACCCGGUAUUUCGUUAUGAUACAAAUUUUCGAGUAUUUUUAGAAUACGAUCAGGACCUUGCUGUUCGUACAAAAAAUAAAAAAGAACUUUUCGAGGAAAUAAUGAAAUCUCUGUCAAAGACCACAGACGAAUACCUACUUUCUGCAACUGUAAGAGAUGUCAAUGAUUUUUUUGAGCAAGAAAAAAAUUUUCUCAUAGAUUAUUAUGGCCAUUUAAAAGAUGCCACUAUGAAAUCAGAUAAAAUGGUAAACAAGCAUAAAGAUGUUGCAGACUGUUAUAUCAAGAUUUCAUCAUGUUUAGUCCAGUUAUCUACUUUUGAUCAUAGAGAACUAGAUUGGUUCUUGAAUCGAUUUUCCGAAACAUUGGAAAAACUUAGAAAAGUGGAAGGGAGAGUUGCAUCUGAUGAAGACCUUAAACUUUCAGAUACAUUGCGUUACUAUGUAGGUGAUUCAUUUGCUGCAAAACGAUUAUUAUAUAGGCGAUUACGUUGUUUAGCCAACUACGAAACAGCUAAUCGAAAUCUAGAAAAAGCUAGGGCAAAAAAUAAAGACGUUCAUGCAGCUCAAGAAGUUUAUGAUGCGGAGGCAACACAACAGAUAUCAUGUGAAAAAUUUGAAGUCAUGUCUGAUAAAGGAAAAGAAGAAUUGAUUGAUUUUAAAGCAAGACGAGUGUCAACUUUCAAUAAAAACUUAUUAGAACUUGCUGAGUGGGAAAUAAAACAUGCACAGCAUCAAAUAGACAUUCUGAAAACUAGUCUUGAAAUGAUAAACAGCGAAGAAAAGAAGUCAACACUUAACGUCGAGUUGGCACGACGUUAUCACGGGAGCAAUUGUUUUAAUUUAUUUAUGUCUAUGAAUUUAAAUAAUUUAUUUGUGAGUUUCAAUUGAAUGAAACAUAUUGGCAUUGUGUAAUUAAAUUAACUAAGUAAUUACAAUUUUUAUAUAUAUUCUUAACUCAAAAGUAUCAGCUAAUGACGUACAAAUGUUUUGGAAAACCUAUUAUGUUACAAAAUAAAACUGGGUUUAAAAAAAAAAUAGAUGGAUGUAACAUUUAAGUUAAUA
Metopolophium dirhodum (rose-grain aphid) is the source of this 2115-nucleotide messenger RNA. It is a transcript of the gene Snx6, whose product is annotated as sorting nexin-6. Bases 589 to 1941 code for a protein of 450 amino acids. Gene Ontology annotation, molecular function: phosphatidylinositol binding. The transcript has 14 exons. Gene Ontology annotation, biological process: phagosome-lysosome fusion involved in apoptotic cell clearance. Lineage: Eukaryota; Metazoa; Arthropoda; Insecta; Hemiptera; Aphididae. The record is from RefSeq and is a predicted model, not a curated record.